UAUUAUCUCCGAUUCUUUUGUCCUGGCCCCGAUGUGCUCGGAUUGUUCCCAUGCCGAUGUUCAUGUAACUGGAUCAAGGUAUAACUUAAGGAAUAGGAUUCGCAUUCUAUGUGCGGAAGUUAUGUACAGCACCUACCGCCUCGGCCGAAUAGAUCUCCCUCGCGAAGCCCCUCCACCGGUAGAGAGGAGAGCUUGUAUUGUAGUUGUGACGGUCAUCACUUGUUAUAUAUCCUUCUCAUGUGCAGGGUCUUCCAAAUUAUGUUUCUAUGGUCUGGGCUGUGUAUCCCCAAUCGUGAGGGCGGCGGUAAUGGGUUGGAGUUUGAACGGCAGACUGCAUCGGAAAUAUAUUCCCGAUGGUCUUCGCAUCGGACACUGAAUGUAGCGGAGAUGUUGUUUUUACAAUCUAGACAUGGAGAAUGUCUAGGUCUAUCUGUUUUCAACAGUUUAAGCUAUUCAGUCUGGUUUUCUGGGAUUGAGUUUUUUUUUGACUUGGUGGUAGUGUAAAUGACUUGGGCGGUCGAGGCGGGUGGUGGGACAUGUUACGGCAUCACAGAGUAAGAGGACGGAC
Molecule: messenger RNA, 568 nt
Organism: Aspergillus uvarum CBS 121591
Lineage: Eukaryota; Fungi; Ascomycota; Eurotiomycetes; Eurotiales; Aspergillaceae
Exons: 1
Coding region: 109-504 (131 amino acids)
Source: RefSeq, a predicted model, not a curated record